Aspergillus aculeatinus CBS 121060 is the source of this 762-nucleotide messenger RNA. RefSeq lists its product as uncharacterized. Lineage: Eukaryota; Fungi; Ascomycota; Eurotiomycetes; Eurotiales; Aspergillaceae. The coding region runs from base 1 to 762 and encodes 253 amino acids. The record is from RefSeq and is a predicted model, not a curated record. The transcript has 3 exons.
AUGUAUCUUCGAAUAUGGAUAUUGACUUUGGCUCGCACUCCAUUGCCAAAGAUCGGUUCCUUCGUGCUGGAUGAAAAUGGGUAUUUGAGCUUGAGUAACCGACCUCUUACUCUCGAGAUCCAACAGUUGGAAAAUGAACAUAUUCCGGUUGAUAUACCGCGAAAUGUGACCCACAAUACCGUUGACUCCUAUCUAAACGACGUUAUUGCAUUCCACGAGAGCCGGCUCCGCCAUCAGCCUAACGCGAUCAAAAGUCUGGAAGAUGGUUUCUAUCAGACAGCUGCAUUGAUGACCAACGUUUUUGUCGAUGACAAUUGGAACAUCAAGUGUCUUAUCGAUUUGGAGUGGGCUUGCUCCCAUCCAGUGCAGAUGAUUCAUCCUCCUUACUGGCUGACAAACCAGGCCAUUGAUCUAGUCAACUCCGAUGAAUACGAAAGGUUUCAUGCGGAGUUUAUGGCGGCUUUUGCAGAAGAGGAACUUCAAAUCAACCCGCCGAUCAGUCUUCACUCCAUUUUGCAGCAGGGAUGGGAGAGAGGGACGUUCUGGUGUGCCUUAGCACUCAGCAGUCCCACGGCAUUGUUUUCUAAGACGCAUGACGACCCAUCAUUUUGGCGAAUUACUAUGCCGUACUGGACGUUCAAUACUUUUGCAUUCAUUGAACAAAAAGUAAAAGACAAAGAGCCAUACGAUGUCUCUUUGCGAGAAGCAUUUCAAUUUGAAGCAUGCGAAACCAAUGCGAAACCAAUGAAACAACUAGACUAA